AUGGAAGACAUAACAACAAUGGAUUAUAUGUAUGACAGCACAACCUACGCACCGGAGACAACAUUUGCUGUGGAUACCACCGACAUGCCAUUUCUUAAUUUGGCGGCAGUCACGCCAGACAGCGUCGUGGACCGGCUGUUGCACUCCGGCGAGCAGUUGUCGCACAACCAAAUCACCUUCGAGAUACCAUCGCAUCACGAUCUCGAACACAUCAAUAAAUUGCACACAUUCAAUACGCUGCUUCAGCGUAUCGGCAAUGUGGCCUACGACACUGUUGCUUCCGCCAGCGCGCAUAGCGGGAGCAACGUGCCGCAGGAGGAGCAGCACGUGUUGCGACCCUUUGGCGUCGAUGCGACCGGCCAACACAUCACCAACGAACAGAUCUCCAAGAGUGCUGUGCUGAAUUUGGCCGAGCUGAAGAACGGUGUCGGCAGUGUGGGUGGCAGCUUCUUGGAAGACUUCUUCGGCGAUGCCGACAUGCAUGCCGUCAUUAAUUAUUUGUGGAUUGGCGUGGUCACCGCAUUGGUGGUGCUUUCUGUGAUUUUCAUUUUGUUCUCCUGCUACUUUUACCGCAAGUUUCGGCAAUGGAAGAAAUGCAAUAAGGACAUACGCAACCACUUGAGCAACGACUUGUAUGCCGACGGUCAUUUUGUCGUUUGCGACCGUUUAAUGGACGCCCGCGGGAGACAUACAGUAACAGCUGCUAACGCUGCCUCCGCCGCCUACUAUCAGCAGAUGGAGUCGCCGCCAUGCUAUACCAUUGCCACCGGCCUGCCGACUUACGAUGAGGCAUUGCAUCAUCAACACCAACACCAGCACUUCUCCUACGGCAUGAAGUUCAUCUAUCCGACGAUUACGGCUGUGCAUCACCAUCCGGCCAUUGCUGGUGUGUACAAUAACAACAUGCUCACAGCCACAUUGAAGAGGCAGAGCGACUUGGAACAACAGCAACAAGCGCAGGAGCAGCUAAUGAAGCAGAAGACAUACAAAGUGUCGUCCGUGGCGUUGGAGGACGAAGCGUCGCUGGAAGUUGCCAUGCCCGCCAGCUACGAUAUUGCGGAACUGCAUGGUCUCAAUUUGUCGUCUGGCAGCAUGAGUGUAACCGCGCCAUUGUUGGGUGUCAAUGCCGCCACGACGAAGACGUCGGCGUCGUCGCUGGAGGAAGUGAUUACCAUACGCUUGGACGACAUGACACCAACGGGUGCGUUGCCGAUCGAAGCAACAGCGACGCCACGCCGUCCGGCCAUGUUUUAUAAUGAGUUGCGCCGCGAGCGGGGUGUGGGUGAGGAGCGGCAGUGCAGCGCAGUGACGAUAGCGUGA
This is a messenger RNA of Bactrocera dorsalis (oriental fruit fly), 1320 nucleotides long. It is a transcript of the gene comm, whose product is annotated as protein commissureless 1. Bases 1 to 1320 code for a protein of 439 amino acids. Lineage: Eukaryota; Metazoa; Arthropoda; Insecta; Diptera; Tephritidae. The transcript has 2 exons. Gene Ontology annotation, biological process: axon guidance. The record is from RefSeq and is a predicted model, not a curated record.